This is a messenger RNA of Scomber japonicus (chub mackerel), 2275 nucleotides long. RefSeq names its product ring finger protein 207a (gene rnf207a). Gene Ontology annotation, biological process: regulation of cardiac muscle contraction; regulation of heart looping. Bases 1 to 1896 code for a protein of 631 amino acids. NCBI's taxonomy places the organism in Eukaryota, Metazoa, Chordata, Actinopteri, Scombriformes, Scombridae. Gene Ontology annotation, molecular function: Hsp70 protein binding; transmembrane transporter binding; zinc ion binding. Gene Ontology annotation, cellular component: perinuclear region of cytoplasm. The transcript is spliced from 17 exons. The record is from RefSeq and is a predicted model, not a curated record.
AUGGCAGGAGUAAUCUUCACCAAUUUGGACAACCUGUGCAAUGUGGAUUGUACUAAUGUCCACCCGCUGGUUUGUCACCUGUGCCACGAGCAAUACCAGUCCCCGUGUUUGUUGGACUGCUACCACAUCUUCUGUGCACGCUGCUUACGAGGCCGGACCAAUGACAGUCGUCUCAGCUGCCCCCUCUGUGGAUACACAUCCAUACUUAAAGGGAAUAAUGCCCUCCCACCAGAGGACCGACUGCUGAGGUUUCUGGUGGACAACAAUGCAGACACUGAGGAGACCGUGCAGUGUGCGAACUGUGAUCAGGAAAGUAACAACAAGGACACUGGGGUGAUGUACUACUGUAACACUUGUAACCAGCCACUAUGCAGCGCAUGCAGGGAGCUGACACACAAGGCCAGAAUGUUUUCCCAUCACGAGAUCGUAUCCCUGGCCAAACGCACCAAAGCCAAACACAGGAAGUGCUCUCUCCAUGAGGAGCCCUACAUCCUGUUCUCAACAGAGAAUAAGUCCAUGCUUUGCAUCAGGUGCUUCAGAGACAUGCAAAUGGAGAGUCGGACGCACUGCAUUGACAUCGAAACAGCUUACGUUCAAGGAUGUGAGAUGUUGGACCAGGCUGUGUUGGUGGUGAAGGAGCUGCAAACUUCAACUCGAGAGGCAAUCGUUCUGCUGAGAGCAAUGAUAGGAGAAGUGUGUCUGAAUGUGGAGGAAGAGGAGAGCGCAAUCUGUACCCUGUUCAACAGUUUGCAGGAAAAACUAGCAGAAAGGAAGAAGAUUCUACUGAAAGCAGCUCAAAGUCAACAUGAGGAGAAGGAGAAAGCACUAAAGGAACAACUUUCACAUCUUUCUGCACUCCUCCCAACCCUCCAGGUACACCUCGUCACCUGUUCUGCCUUCCUCAGCUCAGCCAACAAAUUUGAGUUUUUGGAUAUGGGCUACCAACUCAUGGAGAGGCUGAAGAGGAUUGUAAAGCUCCCUCACCGACUGAGACCAGUGCAGAGCAGCAAAAUCAACACAGACUACCGCAGUGAGUUUGCUCGCUGUCUAGAACCCUUACUGCUGAUAGGACAGCGCUGCCCUCCUUCUGUCACCGGAUCCACAAGUGUUGGAACAAGGCUCCAGUCCCCUCUCUCCAUGUCUUGCCACUCUCCAUCUCUCAGUGAGAUGCCCCUUGGUUCUGUUUUCGGGCGAAGGCCCACAUCUCACCGCAACAUCUGCACAAAGGUCCUCCUGGCUGAGGGGAGAGAGACACCCUUCACCGAGCACUGCCACAACUAUGAAAACUCCUACAGGAUUCUCCAGACAGAGGUUCAGAGUCUGAAAGACCAGGUCCAGGAGCUGCACCGAGAUCUAACCAAGCACCACUCAAUCAUCAACACAGAUAAAAUGGGCGAGAUCCUUGACAGAUCGCUGCACAUUGACAGCCAAAUAGCUUCGCAGUACUCCACAGUGGAAACUAUGAGAGUCAUGUUUGAAGAGAUGUGGGAUGAGACUUUUCAGAGGGUCACUAACGAGCAGGAGAUCUAUGAGGCCCAGCUUCAUGAUCUGAUGCAGCUGAAGCAGGAGAACUCAUAUCUAACUACUAUCGCCAGACAGAUCAGCCCCUACAUCCUGUCCAUCGCUAAGGUCAAAGAGAGACUUGAGCCCAGGUUUCAGGAGCCUAAAGAGCACCAAGAUGACCGCACAGAAACAAUGCUGAAAAUCUAUGAAGACAGCACAUUGACCAAAGGAAGUCAAGACAGCGACAACCAGACGUGUGUCACAGACCAAGAAAGAGACAAGAACAACCGCCCGCUGAUUCUCGAGUCAAUGGAGAGCUCUGUCAAGACCAAUCGGCCAGGCAGGCAGAGGGGCCCCGCAGAGACAUCCAACGUCAAUGAGAUGCCUUCAUAAACACCUGUCAUUUGAUUUCUGUCCCUCUCGCCCCUUGCCUGCCCCUGUGCAGCAGCGUGCCUUAAUUCAACUAUAACAAGCCCAGGAUGGUAUGUGGCUUCCUCGGCUGUCCAGAUACUGUACAUAACAUCUCAGCUGCAGGGAGCUGUCAACAGCUCCAAGGUGGAAACCUUUGACAGACUAUGCCAGCACUAACUAGAUGUGGAUGUGGAGGUCAAAGACAUACGACAGCUUCAUUGCUCAAGAUAACAACACUAUAAAGAACCGCUUUGUUAUUAUUUAAGAGCCAUGAACUGCUUUAAUGAGAGAUCUGGAGUGGAGUGAAUAAUAUCCCAUUUGUCUUUUUGUUGUUUUGUUUGUGUUUUGGCUGUUAAAAUGA